AUGGCGGAGGUGGCUCUGGACGCCGUGCGGAGGGCGUUGCAAGAGUUCCCGGCGGCGGCUCGUGACCUCAAUGUACCUCACGCUGUGCCCCACCUGGAUGAGCCUCCAAGUCCACUCUGCUUCUAUCGGGAUUGGGUGUGCCCCAAUAGGCCCUGCAUUAUCCACAAUGCUCUGCAACACUGGCCAGCUCUCCAGAAGUGGUCUCUGUCUUACCUAAGAGCUACGGUGGGCUCCACGGAGGUGAGUGUGGCUGUGACCCCAGAUGGUUACGCGGACGCCGUGCGAGGGGACCGCUUUGUGAUGCCUGCUGAACGCCACAUGCCCAUAAGCCAUGUGCUGGAUGUGUUGGAGGGUCAGGCCCAACACCCAGGAGUCCUCUAUGUGCAGAAACAGUGCUCCAAUCUGUCCACUGAGCUGCACCAGCUUCUGCCUGACGUUGAGUCCCAUGUGCCCUGGGCCUCUGAGUCACUGGGAAAGAUGCCUGAUGCUGUGAACUUCUGGCUGGGCGAGGCAGCUGCAGUGACAUCCUUGCACAAGGACCACUAUGAGAAUCUGUACUGCGUGAUCUCUGGCGAGAAACACUUUCUGUUACAUCCACCGAGCGACCGGCCCUUCAUCCCCUAUGAUCUGUACACACCAGCAACCUACCAUCUGACCGAAGAGGGCACUUUUAGGGUGGUGGAUGAGGAAGCCAUGGACAAGGCAAAGGUGCCAGGGACAUGCUUGCUCACAGUCCGUGUCCUCCAGGCCCGAGGCUUGCCCUCCAAGGACCUAGUGACAUCCUCUGACUGCUAUGUGACUCUAGACCUGCCCACGGCCUCCAGCCACACGCUGCAGACACGCACAGUCAGGAACAGCAGAAACCCUGUCUGGAAUCAGAACUUCCACUUCCGGGUCCACAGGCAGCUCAAGAAUGUUGUGGAGCUGAAAGUCUUUGACCAGGACCUGUUGACCAAAGACGACCCUGUGUUGUCAAUACUGUUUGACGUGGGGAUACUGCAGCCUGGGGAGUCCCAGCACCAGAGCUUCUCACUGAGCACCCAGGGGGAUGGGCACUUGGAAGUUGAAUUUCGGCUGCGGACUCUGAAAGACUGUGCGGAACAGCUCAUCAGCAAUGGCAUCCUGGUGGCCCGGGAACUCUGCCGCUUGCAUGUUGAACUGAAAAGGACAGGAGACCCAAAGGGGUCAGAGAGCAGAGUUAAGCUUGUGGUUGCUGGGGCCUGUGAGAGCCCACAGGACGCCGCCGUGGGCACUGGUUCUUUCCACUUCCAUUACCCAGCCUGCUGGGAGCAAGAUCUCAACGUUCAUCUGCAGGAUGACCCCCAGGAGCAACUGACGGUGCCACUGCGAGCCCUACCCUCAUCACAGUUAGUGAGACUCGUCUUCCCCACGUCCCAGGAGCCACUGAUGAGGCUGGAACUCAAGAAGGAAGAAGGGCCAAAGGAGCUGUCUGUGCGGCUGGGCUGUGGGAUCUGCCCCGAAGAGCAGGCCUUCCUAAGCAAGAGGAAGCAGGUGGUGGCUGCUGCCCUGAAAAAGGCCCUACAGCUGGACCAAGACCUGCAGGAGGAUGAGGUCCCAGUGAUUGCUGUGAUGGCCACUGGCGGCGGGAUCCGGGCAAUGACUUCUUUGUAUGGGCAGCUGGCUGGCCUGAAGGAGCUUGGCCUCCUCGACUGUGUCUCCUACAUCACUGGGGCUUCAGGGUCCACCUGGGCAUUGGCCAACCUCUAUGAGGACCCAGAGUGGUCUCAAAAGGACCUAGCAGGGCCCACUGAGUUGCUGAAGACCCAGGUGACAAAGAGCAAGCUGGGUGCAUUGGCCCCCAGCCAGCUUUGGAGGUACCGGCAGGAGCUGGCCGAGCGUGCCAGUCUGGGUCACCCAACCUGCUUCACCAACUUGUGGGCCCUCAUCAACGAGGCCUUGCUGCAUGACGAGCCCCAUGAACACAAACUCUCCGAUCAACGAGAGGCUCUGAGUCGAGGCCAGAACCCUCUGCCUAUCUACUGUGCCCUCAACAGCAAGGAGCGGGGCCUGAGCACCUUUGAAUUUGGGGAAUGGUGCGAGUUCUCUCCCUAUGAAGUCGGCUUCCCCAAGUAUGGGGCCUUCAUCCCCUCUGAGCUCUUCGGCUCUGAGUUCUUCAUGGGGCGGCUGGUGAAGCAGCUCCCCGAGUCCCGCAUCUGUUUCCUGGAAGGUAUCUGGAGUAACCUGUUUGCAGCCAGCCUCCAAGAUAGCCUGUACUGGGCCUCCGAACCCAGCCAGUUCUGGAACCGCUGGACCCAGGAUCAGGCUAGCCUGGACAGAGAGCAGGUCCCCCAGCUGAAGAUAGUAGAACCACCGUCAACAGGUGGCAGAAUCGCCGAGUUCUUCACUGAUCUCCUGACAAAGCGGCCGCUUGCCCAGACCACUCACAACUUCAUGCGUGGCUUCCAUUUCCACAAGGACUACUUCCAUCACCCUCACUUCUCCACCUGGAAAGCUACCAAACUGGAUGGGCUCCCCAACCAGCUGACGCCCAUGGAGCCCCACCUCUGCCUCCUGGAUGUUGGCUACUUCAUCAACACGAGCUGCCCACCUCUCCUGCAACCAACACGGGACGUGGACCUCAUCUUGUCACUGGACUAUACCCUCCACGGAGCCUUUCAGCAGCUGCAGCUUGUGAGCCAGUUCUGCCAGGAGCAGGGCAUCCCUUUCCCACCCAUCUCCCCUAGCCCUGAGGAGCAGUGCCAGCCUCAGGAGUGCCACAUGUUCUGUGACCCUGCCCAGCCCGAAGCCCCAGCUGUGCUGCACUUCCCUCUGGUCAAUGACUCCUUCCAGGACUACUCGGCCCCUGGGGUGCCACGGACAUUGAAGGAGAAGGCAGCUGGGGAGGUGAACCUCUCUCCUUCCAACUCCCCAUACCACUACACAAAAGUGACCUACAGCCAGGAGGAUGUAGACAAGCUGUUACACCUGACGCAUUACAACAUCUGCAACAACCAGGAGCGGUUGCUGGAGGCCAUGCGCCAGGCCGUGCAGCGGCGGAAACAGUGCAAACAGCGCAAGCCUGAGUGACAGCUGCGGUGCCCUGCCUG
Molecule: messenger RNA, 3068 nt
Organism: Acomys russatus (golden spiny mouse)
Lineage: Eukaryota; Metazoa; Chordata; Mammalia; Rodentia; Muridae
Product: bifunctional peptidase and (3S)-lysyl hydroxylase Jmjd7
Exons: 25
Coding region: 1-3048 (1015 amino acids)
Biological process (GO): glycerophospholipid catabolic process
Cellular component (GO): cytosol
Molecular function (GO): calcium-dependent phospholipid binding; calcium ion binding; 2-oxoglutarate-dependent dioxygenase activity
Source: RefSeq, a predicted model, not a curated record